AUGUUAAAUUUAACUCGUAUGACGAAACAAGAGCGAAAAGAGGCUGCAAAAAUACAAUUAAGAAGAAUUCGAGAGGAAGAAAGAAAAAAGAGAAUAUUUAACCCAAGAACUAGAAUAAUUGGCGUCGAUGCAAACGCACUUCAGGAACAAGUCGAAGAAAACAGAAAGAAAUUGGAAGAAGAAAAAAAGUUAAAUGAUUAUUUUAUACAGUAUUUGCGAGAUGCAGAUAGACUUGCAAUUGAAAUGGGUGAACAAGAAAAACUGGCCAGAAUGAAAAUAGAGCAACAAAUAAACAACUUCAGAAAAGAAUAUCAAAAGCCAGAAACACGUAGAGAAUAUGAUUUAAAUGAUCCAAAUUUUUUAAAAAAGCAAUUACCAGCCAGAAUAAGCGAUGACGAUCCAAGAUUGGGACCAUCCUCAGCUCAAAUAUUUGUCGGAGAAAAUUUGCUGGAGAAACAAAGAUUACUAGUACAGAAAGAGCAAACUAAAGCUUAUUUAGAACAGCAGAUGAAGGAAAGACGAAUGGCUGAAGAGCAACGUAAACUGUCUGAAGAAAUGUAUGGAAAUGCUGUUGCUUGCAAAGAUAAGAAAGCUCAGGAGCUGGCUGACUUAGAACAGGAAUUGCGAAGAAAGUUAUAUUGUGCCACUCAGAAGUUCAAUCAGGCAUUGGUGAGUUAA
This is a messenger RNA of Aethina tumida (small hive beetle), 678 nucleotides long. Its product is annotated as RIB43A-like with coiled-coils protein 2. The record is from RefSeq and is a predicted model, not a curated record. Bases 1 to 678 code for a protein of 225 amino acids. The transcript has 4 exons. Lineage: Eukaryota; Metazoa; Arthropoda; Insecta; Coleoptera; Nitidulidae.